Drosophila sulfurigaster albostrigata is the source of this 1480-nucleotide messenger RNA. RefSeq names its product protein phosphatase methylesterase 1. The record is from RefSeq and is a predicted model, not a curated record. Gene Ontology annotation, molecular function: protein methylesterase activity. Bases 69 to 1274 code for a protein of 401 amino acids. NCBI's taxonomy places the organism in Eukaryota, Metazoa, Arthropoda, Insecta, Diptera, Drosophilidae. Gene Ontology annotation, biological process: protein demethylation. The transcript has 6 exons.
AUUUUCAUUUGAAAUAUUCGAAAUAGAACGCUUAUUUUCCGCAAUUUUUGCGCAGACAAUCGUACGAAAUGUCCAGUUUACAACGUACAAUGCUUAAGUCCAAGUUGCCACCCACAAUUCCGGGUGGUCGCAUUGGUAGAGCCGACUCCUUUAAGAAGUCACGAAUACGGGAUUACAAGCCAUGCAUGUGGAACGAAUUCUUUGCCGAAAAGGAAGAUGUAAUCGUGGAUGGGCAACGCAAAUUUCGCGUUUAUCGCACCAAAAAGCCCGAGAAACCGGGCCCCGUCUUACUAUUGUUACAUGGAGGGGGAUAUUCGGCGCUUACCUGGGCGCACUUCUGUUCGGAGGUGACGAGCAUGAUACACUGCCAGUGCCUGUGCGUUGACCUUCGGGGACACGGCGACAGCAAAGUGGAUGACGAGGACGACUUGUCGGCCGACACUUUGUCAAAGGACAUUGGUGAUUUGGUGGCGAAACUGUAUCCCGAGGAGGUGCCACAAAUAUAUGUGGUUGGCCAUUCAAUGGGCGGGGCAAUUGCUGUGCACUUCGCCCAUAUGGCUUUGGUGCCGAGUCUGAUCGGCAUCACAGUCAUCGAUGUUGUCGAGGGCACGGCCAUGGAAGCUUUGGCCAGCAUGCAGAGCUUUUUGCGCUCGCGUCCAAAGUAUUUUCAGAGUAUACCAAAUGCCAUCGAAUGGUGCAUACGCAGCGGUCAAGUCCGUAAUGUGGACAGUGCCAAAGUCUCAAUGCCAGGGCAGAUAAUCAACUGCACAACGAAUCAACUCGCAACGAAUGAUCUUCCCUUGCCAGAUGAAGUGCUCGAAGAGGCGCAUCACACUAGUAUGUUUCCCAAUGCGUUUAGUAUUUCCGAGGACGAAGAGGUUGGUAAUUCCGGCGAGGAUGGCGCCGAAAGCACGGAUUUUAAGAAACCCAUUACCACCAAGGCAGCUACGGAUGCGGCCAAAAAUUACACUUGGCGUAUAGAUCUUGCCAAAUCAGAAAAGUAUUGGGUCGGCUGGUUCUCGGGUCUCAGCGACAAGUUCCUGAAUUUGCGAUUGCCCAAACAGUUGUUGCUAGCCAGCAUCGAUGGACUUGAUCGCACCCUUACCGUUGGCCAAAUGCAGGGCCGCUUCCAAAUGCAAGUCUUAGCCCGCUGUGGCCAUGCCGUACACGAGGACCGUCCACACGAGGUUGCCGAAGUCAUCAGUGGUUAUUUGAUACGAAAUCGUUUCGCUGAAGCUGCUGGCGAAUUUCGCUGUCACAUGCCAUCCUGUUGAGCAGACAUCCUUGUACAGUUGUAGCACAAAAAUAUAUCUAUUUUUGAGUGGAGCAUUACAGUUGCAUAUAGUAUAUAUUAUAUAUACACAACACACAAAAACCACAUAGAGCAUAGGACAGAUGAUAUUCUCUAGCCGUAUUAUCUAUAUACGUAUAUACACAUAUAUAAAUAUAAUCCACUAAUUUAUUCGAUUACUUAAACAAA